AUGACGCGGUUUCCCUGCCUUUUGAAGACUGGCAUCCGAGAUGGCCCAAGCAAAGGCAAAAGCUUUUAUGUUUGUGGAGUCCAAGACCAGCCACCUUGUGGAUUUGUCCUCCCUACCCUACUUUGUCCUUCUCACUGCUUGAUGCAUGAAGAGUAUGUGGUGGACCUGCAAGUUUUAGUCCAGCAGCAGGGGACAGACCAAUAUCGACUGUUCUAUCGAUGCACAAACUAUAAGGUGGAAGGGAAGAAGUGGUGUGGAAGUGUCCCAUGGCAGGAUUCACAACCCACCAGAUUAUCAACUAAACCACAAUCUCAGCAGAUGUUGGAUUUACCCCUUAAUCACAGAGAACAAAGAAACCCAUUCAAAGUAUUAGACAAGAAUCAAGAACCAUUCUCUUUGAAACAAAUUAAUAAAUAUGAGGACAAAAAUUCAAAAGAAAAGGAUAAAAGAGAGACAUUGGACUCUGAUAAAAAGAUUCAGCAGAAAUUAUCAUCUGAAUAUGUUGGGGAAGAACUUCCAAAAGAAUGUAAGGUUGAGUUGGGAGAUAAAAGUGGUAGAUCAUCCAGGAGGGUGAAAGAAAACCAAAUUAGAUCAAAUGACUUGACAACUGACCUUCAAGAAACCGUAUUUUUGAAUGCACAAAAAAGUUGUUCGAGCACAAAAGUUGAAAUACCCUCUGGACAUAUAAGGUGGAGUUCCACUAUGAGACCGUCUAAAGAUGGCAUGCCGAAACAAAAAACAAGCUGCAGUAGCCAGACAUCAAGCAUAAAGCCCCUUAAUGAGGAGCAACUUCGAAAAGGAAGACCGGAAACAUGCAUAGACAAAAGGGUAGCAGAGAAGAAGCAUGACAAUGAGGGAAGCGAAAAGAGGGCUGUCACACCUGGAGGACUUGUAACCGUUCAGAAAUGUAUGGGCUUCCCUACAGUGUCCCCUAGAGAAAACCUACUAUUAUACAGGGAAAUGACUCCAGAAGAAAAACAGAGUACCAAUAAAAAUGUUAGUGGUGAUGAGCACAAUAGAUUUGUGCCCUCCAAGUCGCCUGUUGGACUGAUAGUGGAUUCCUCGCGGGGAAAAGACUGCAGUCAGAAGAACUCACCUUCCAUCUCACAAGGAAGUGCCUCUUCACAAAGGGCAGAAAUUCUGGAUUCCAAAGCCCUUCACAGCCAACUUUCAGCUCAGUUAAGACAAAAAAAGAGCACUUUGAAAAUGGUGAACGUGCAGGCUCUGCCAGAUAAAGGAGAACGAUUAAUAAAGCAAGUGCAGGAGCUGGAAGCUGCACUUAGCUCUCUUAACCUGGAGACGGAGGAAGAUGCAAAGAAAGGCGAUGCGGGCGUUAUCGGAAAGGAAGAAGAAGAAUUGCAGCACAAACCAUUCAGCAGAACCAUCAUAGAGCCACCGAGUACCCUGAAGGGAAAAGAGCCACAGAUGUUCCAUGAGCAUGAGAAUACCAGACAAUUAGAGCUCAAUUUUACUGCAGGAUCUAGUCAGUACUGCAGUAACCCUUCUGGAGAAUAUUCUUCUGGGCAGACACUUUAUGGAGGCCGGAUGACUGAAGAUCGGCUCAGAGCUGUGUAUGAUGCCACAAGCGAUGCCAUUAACAAGCUCCACAAGUCCCUCAAGUCCUGCCCCACAGCAGAGGCGGUGGCUGUAGACCCACCAGGGUUGAAGAUCUCCCUCUUGCUACACCAGAAACAAGCCCUUGCUUGGCUCCUCUGGAGGGAGAACCAAGCACCGUGUGGAGGAAUCCUGGCGGAUGAUAUGGGCUUAGGGAAGACUUUAACAAUGAUUGCGCUUGUCCUGACCCAGAAACAGUUACAGAAGGAGAAGGGACAGGAGAAGAAAUUAGAGAUUUGCAUGUCACGACAAGAUCCCUCUGUUAUCUUUUCCAAUGGCACUCUGAUUGUCUGCCCUGCCUCCCUGAUCCAUCACUGGAAAAAGGAAGUGGAAAGGCAUGUAAACCAUGGCAAACUGAGAAUCUGUCUGUACCAUGGAAGCAACCGAAAUAAGAAUACGACAGUCCUCUCUGGAUAUGAUAUUGUCAUCACCACCUAUAGCAUCCUGGGCAAGGAAAUUCCCAUGCACAAAGAAGAAGCGGAGGUUGCUGCUAAGGACCAUGUUGCGCAGGUAAUUCCCUUCUCUCCCUUGCUCUGGAUAAACUGGGCUAGAAUUAUACUGGAUGAGGCACACAACAUCAGAAACCCCAAAGUGCAGGCCUCAGUCGCAGCCUGCAAGUUGAGAGCGUCUGCCAGGUGGGCUGUGACUGGGACACCCAUUCAGAACAACCUCUUGGACAUGUACUCCCUGCUAAGGUUUCUUCGCUGCUCGCCUUUUGAUGAAUUCAAGGUGUGGAAGAGUCAGGUAGACAAUAAUACAAGAAAAGGAGGAGAGAGACUGGCUAUUUUAACCAGGAGCCUCUUAUUGCGAAGAACCAAGGACCAACUGGACUCAUCUGGCAAGCCUCUGGUCCCACUACCUCAGCGUCUUACUCUGCUACACCGAUUAAAACUCUCGGAUGACGAACAGUCAGUGUAUAAUGUGCUAUUCAAACGAUCAAGGUCAACACUGCAAUCCUACCUCAAGCGUCAGGAGGCUCAGUUGACGGGGAGCCCUGGGGAUAACCCGUUUGAGAGAGGUUAGAAUUUUCAAGUUGGUCAGCAGGACUCUGUGGGAAAGAGUAAAACAGACACUCCUCCCGUCUCUACUACUGUUCAUAUCUUGUCCCUGUUGCUGAGGCUCCGUCAAUGCUGCUGCCAUCUUUCUUUGCUGAAGACGGCUCUGGAGCAGGCCAGCUUGGACAGUGACGGCAUCUCCCUCUCCCUGGAGGAGCAGCUCAAUGCUCUGACCUUGUCUGAACCUGAUAGCAGCGACCCUCGGUCUGUGGUGUACCUCCUCGGUUCACCUUUUGGUGUGGAUCUAUUUGAAAUCACUAGACAGAGCACCAAGUUAUUGCAUCUCUUGGAAGAGCUAAAGGCCAUCCAAGGUCAGUCCCAAAAAAGUGUCGUUGUGUCCCAGUGGACUAGCAUGCUGAAGGUUGUGGCAGUCCACCUUGGGAAGCUUGGCCUGAAAUACGCCACAGUGGAUGGCUCUGUGAAUCCAAAGCAGAGGAUGGAUCUGGUGGAGGAAUUCAACAGUAAUCCUAAAGGACCUCAGGUGAUGUUGAUCUCCCUCUUGGCUGGAGGCGUUGGCCUCAAUCUUGUUGGCGGAAAUCAUCUCUUCCUUCUUGACAUGCACUGGAACCCAGCUCUAGAGGACCAAGCCUGUGACCGUAUUUACCGUGUGGGGCAGCAGAAGGAUGUUGUGAUCCACAGGUUCGUUUGUGAAGGGACGGUAGAAGAAAAGAUCUCGGGGCUGCAAGCCACAAAAAAGGAGUUGGCCCAGAAAGUGCUGUUGGGAAGAGGAGAUUCCUUCACCAAGCUCACCCUGGCAGACCUCAAGCUCCUUUUUGGCAUUUGA
Molecule: messenger RNA, 3453 nt
Organism: Euleptes europaea (tarantolino)
Lineage: Eukaryota; Metazoa; Chordata; Lepidosauria; Squamata; Sphaerodactylidae
Gene: TTF2
Product: transcription termination factor 2
Exons: 23
Molecular function (GO): ATP binding; ATP-dependent chromatin remodeler activity; zinc ion binding
Source: RefSeq, a predicted model, not a curated record